This is a messenger RNA of Stylonychia lemnae, 1914 nucleotides long. Lineage: Eukaryota; Ciliophora; Spirotrichea; Sporadotrichida; Oxytrichidae. The record is from the annotation of a GenBank genome assembly.
AUGGCAAACAUUGAUAGUCUUAAUCUAGUUGAUUUAAUAGGUAGAGUCACCGAUGUUGAGUUUUCUGGUGGACAAGAUAAUGUUCUGCUGCAGAUGGAGAUUUGUGAUAGAAUUAAGGCCUCUCACAAGGAGUGUAAAUUGGCUUGUGAACUUAUGCUAAAAAAUCUGAAAGUGAAAAAUUUUAGAAAAAUCAAAUUAACUCUUGAACUAAUAGAAAUCUGCUCUAAAAAUGGCAAUUUACAGUUUCAUAAGCUACUCUCUGGCAAAGAGUUCUCAGAUCAAUUCUUGCUGAUUCUGAAAAAGAAAAGAACAAAAGGGGGAGUUCUGAAGAAAAUUGAGUCUAAGCAAAACAGAUUGAUAAGAGAGUAAACAGAGGAUUAGCUUCUAUAUUUGAUUUAGCUGUGGGCGGAUACGUUCAUGAUGAAAGAGGAUCAUUUCCCUGGAUUUCAACUAACUUAUCGCUAGUUGAGGAAAGAAGGUGUUUCAUUCCCUAUGAGAGAUCCAAAUGUCAGGAUGUUAAUGAGCAGUUUAGGAGUAGAUUCACCCAUGUUUGAUUUUGUAGAAUAAAUUUCAGGGAGACCUACUUCAUUGUCAAUGCCACCUUAGCAACAAAGAUCAAAGCAAAGGCAAGAUUUGGAGAAAUAACAGAAAAAUUUGCAGGAAAAAGAUGCUAUUGAAGAAGUUGAGAGAAUGGAGUUCGAAGAUAAUGAAGAUGAUUAUCAAUUAGCAAGAUCUAAAGUUGAUCCAUCUGAGUAUGAAAUCAUCAAAAGUAGCUUGCAAUUGCUAGAGGAUAUUUAAAAUACUGCAGAAUCAUUAGAUGAAUUGAAGAGUGAGGUCGCUACAGAUAUAUAUUAAACAUGCUUGAUGAUGAGGCGAAGAGUGGCUAGGAUAGUUUAAGCUAAAUCAUUCACUAAUACAGAUAUCGAGAGUGUCGCUGAAUUACUUGACAUUAUCGACUAUAUUGAUAAGAAACUUGAAUCUUACAAGAAGAAGUAUCUUAAGUAUAAGUCUAAGAAACUAAGAGAAAUUGAGAAAAAGAAGUAGAAAAUUUAAUAAGAAGAGUCUAAGAGUGAUGAUGAAGAUGAUGAUAAAAAGAAGAAAAAGGCUAAGAAAAAUAAAAGAGAGAAGAAAGUUAAACAAAAUCAGAAUACUGAUUUACUUGAUUUAGGAGGUGGUUAAUAAUUGCAGCUAGAUGAAUCUGAGGGAAGUGAGUCAGAGGGCAGUGAAGAAGAAAAGAACUAAAAGGAGGAAUAAAAAAAGGAAACUGGAUUUAAAAAAUUAGCCGCGCCACCCACAAGUAAAUCCCAUGUGAUAUCAAACUUAUAAAAACUAAAAGAGAAGUUAUAAAAAGAUUAAAACUUGGAACCAGCAGCGAGUUAAAAGAAUGAAGAUAAGGAGACUAAUAAUGUAAUGGAUAUGCUUAUUGAUUUAGAUAUAAAGAGCGAUCCCUAAUCUAUACAACCUUAGUAGAAUCAGUUCAAAUUAGCUUCAGGACUUGAUGAUUUAUUUAGUAUUGUUCCGACCACAACACAAGGUCUUAACAUGACACCAGGAAUGAAUCAACAACAAACUCCAACUCCAGGAUUUGUCCCAAUGUAUCAUCAAUCAAACCUUCAAAAGCAAUAUUAAGCAUAAGUUAUAGGUAAUCCAGUUCUAAAUCAAAUGCUACAAAAACAAUAGCAGAAUCAAUUCUAGAACCCACAGCUAUAAUAAUAGUUACCUCUUUACAAUAAUUAGCAACUGAAUUAAAAUAUACCUCCUCAAAAUAAUGUAUUUAUCUAACAACAGGCACAAUAAAUUGAAAUGAUUAAGUCUCAACCUAACAGCAAUCAGUAAAUUGUUAAUAACAGUACAGGUCAAGCAAAUGGAGGUGGUAAUGAUGAAGAUUUUUUCGCAAAUCUAGCUCAUAGAUGA